This is a messenger RNA of Ctenopharyngodon idella (grass carp), 2754 nucleotides long. It is a transcript of the gene prmt8b, whose product is annotated as protein arginine methyltransferase 8b. The coding region runs from base 543 to 1778 and encodes 411 amino acids. Lineage: Eukaryota; Metazoa; Chordata; Actinopteri; Cypriniformes; Xenocyprididae. Gene Ontology annotation, biological process: peptidyl-arginine methylation. The transcript is spliced from 10 exons. The record is from RefSeq and is a predicted model, not a curated record. Gene Ontology annotation, molecular function: protein-arginine N-methyltransferase activity. Gene Ontology annotation, cellular component: plasma membrane.
UCGCUCCAGUUCUGCACUCGCUGCGCUCGAGUUCAGUCAGCACAGUCUUUCAACUCCAACUUUCAGCGUUAUCCAGACGCACUUGACCAAAACACGACGAAGUGGACAACUCGAUGACUUAUUACGAACUGAAUAAUAAUGGAUUAUCACGUUAAACUGAAAUAAAAGAUGCGUUCUGAUCUGUCAGACUAUAGGUAACGCGGCGAUGCGCAGCGGCAGGUGAUGUGGAUGCUGACGCGCCGUGGCUCAACUGGUCUCCAAGUGGCGCUGAGAACCUCUGGAAGAACUUUUGCGCGAUGGACUUUCAGUAGGAGUCGGAAUCAUGGAGUUAAGGGACUACCUAAGAAGUCUUUAUGACAUAUUCCCUAUUAGUUUCCUUUUAGGCAUUUAUUGUUUAUUUAUCACAGCUGUGCAAAUUAACAAAUGGAUCGUUUUAAAGCGCAAACCAAGUAUUGCUCACUGCAGUACGUUUUAAAACUUUUGUAGGACAUUUAGUGACAACACUUGCCCUUAUCUAGUUAAUCCGGAUCCCGUUGGCUCGCAUGGGACUGAGGCACUCAUCGCGGUGCCUGCUCCUGCGGAGAAAGAUGGCGGAUGCGGAGAGCUCGGAGCAGCGCCAGCAGCAGAAGCAGCAGCAUAUUUCCAGUGUGCCCUCGUCCCAGUCCUUGCAACCUUCUCCGCUACCAAAGCCAGUGACUUCCGUUCAUCAUGUUCCACACCCCCCACACACACCACAUGUCUCUGCACUGUCUGCCUGUCCGGGACGAGGCAAGAUGGCCAAGCUACUCAACCCGGAGGAGAUGACAUCACGGGACUACUACUUCGACUCCUAUGCCCACUUUGGAAUUCAUGAGGAAAUGCUAAAGGAUGAGGUGAGGACACUGACUUAUAGGAACUCCAUGUACCACAAUAAACACAUCUUUAAGGAUAAGAUUGUUCUAGAUGUGGGCAGCGGAACCGGAAUCCUCUCCAUGUUUGCUGCCAAGGCAGGAGCUAAGCAUGUGUACGGGAUCGAGUGUUCCAGUAUAUCAGAGUAUUCCGAAAAAAUCAUCAAAUCAAACCACCUGGACAAUGUUAUUACCAUCAUUAAAGGGAAGGUGGAGGAGACUGAACUGCCCGUGGAUCAGGUGGACAUCAUCAUUUCAGAGUGGAUGGGCUACUGUCUUUUCUAUGAGUCUAUGCUCAAUACUGUCAUCUACGCCAGGGACAAAUGGCUGAAACCUGGCGGUUUCAUGUUUCCAGACAGAGCGACAUUGUAUGUGGUCGCCAUUGAGGAUCGACAAUACAAAGACUUCAAAAUCCACUGGUGGGAGAACGUCUAUGGUUUUGACAUGACGUGCAUUCGGAACGUUGCUAUGAUGGAGCCCCUGGUGGACAUAGUAGAUCCUAAACAAGUCGUGACCAACUCCUGCCUCAUUAAGGAGGUGGACAUCUACACGGUGAAGCCGGAGGACCUGACGUUCACCUCAGCCUUCUGCCUGCAGAUUCAGAGGAAUGACUAUGUUCACGCUCUCGUCACGUACUUCAACAUUGAGUUCACCAAGUGUCACAAGAAGACAGGCUUUUCUACAGCCCCUGAUGCUCCCAGCACUCACUGGAAGCAGACAGUGUUUUAUCUGGAGGAUUAUUUAACGGUGCGGAGAGGAGAGGAAAUCCUGGGCAGCAUCACCGUGAAGCCCAACGAGAAUAACGAGCGUGACUUGGACUUCACCUUUGAGCUGGAUUUCAAAGGGCAGCUCUGCGACGCAGCCAUCUCCCAUGACUACAAGAUGCGGUAAAACUCAAGCAACAUCUCGAGUCGGGGCACUGUUUCCCAGGGAGAUUCGGUGGAGAGAUGGACUGUGUCUCUCCUCUGCCUCUGUCUGGAUAAGAGAGGCUGCCAAACUGCAGGACCCUUCUAUGAUGUCAUCAGUGAAAGUCCAGCACUAAAAGCAAUAGUGUCAUCGCGUGUCACGUUCUUAAACGCACAUAAAGAAUAGACUGUGAAAACAUCACUCUGAAUGUAACUGUUAACGAGUCUGAGAAUGUCAAUGUUUGUGUUUAUUUAACCGUAUAAGAAAAGUGUUAAUGAACAGUAUAUGCCAAUGUGAAAUCGUACAAUGGUGCCUCAUAGAACAAAGGCUUCAGUUUGGGUGCAUAAAUGAAAAGAGUUUUGCUUAUGUUUAAGUGCAUUUUAUUGUGUUAUAUUUAUUGGGUUAGUGUAGAGUUGUUUAAUAUAGUGACCACUGGCAUGUUUUCUACCUUUUAUUUUAAUUCAUUCAGGUUUCACUAAGAUUUUUCUAAAGAACCUCUAAGAGCAGCUAAACUAUUUUAAAUCAUUCUUACUGAAUACAAGAUUUGUUAUUUUAGAGUAACUUAAUGUGACAGUUUUAACUUACUAACAGUUUCACUUUUUUGUGUUCAUUUAAAUGUCAGGUCACUGUCACAUACAACCUGUUUGAACCACCUGUUUGCUCCUUUGUGUAAAACAAGAUGGUCACAGAGCAGUUCAGAUGAAGGCAACAAACGAGGGAUGACAUGUUCAACACUGACUCCAGCCAAUAUUCUUCCCUCAAUAACAUAUUGAAGAUUUUAGUGCUUACUGAUGUUGUCAUCAACUGAACUGUCUCUUUAAAUGGUUACUGAAAACACUUCUUGUUCUAGUAGAGAGGUUUUACUGGCCAUUUUGAAAUCUAGGUUUCAUGAUGCUAGUAAGACUUCAGAUGUAUUGAAUGAGGCUAUUGAAAUGCUAAAUAAAUGGGAAGUAACAAACAA